UGCAGCAUAUUCCCUCUUUCUUCAAUCGGGUGCUUCUCCACCAUCCCUUGCAGAUGACAUCCAUCGACUUGAGGCAAUGGAAAGAACAGAUUGCGCAACAAAUCUAGAGGAGGAACAAGUAGCUGAGGAGAGUAACCAGAUUGUAUCAAGCACAGUGCAGGAUUGGAUGCUGCUAUGCCAGCACACACCUCAGUUUUUAAAUUUAGUCGAUGAGAGAAGACAUGUUGACUGGUCACUAGCUGCCAAAACUUAUGAAAAUCUUGACAAAAUGCCACACUUUAUCGCUCAACACCGCCAGUUUUACGUGCCUCAACAUACAAACACGGUCGCUGAUCCUGAGCGACUUCAAGGCAACCAGCUUCAUGCUUACAACAUUGUCCGUGAGCAUUUUGAAAAUGGAUCAUCGUGCAAGCAGCCGCUCAGAAUGAUUGUCUCUGGUACAGCAGGAACUGGAAAGUCAUACCUCAUUCAGUGCUUGAAACGUCUUCUGGGAAACGGCCUUCGUGUCGCAGCCCCUACCGGAGUAGCUGCAUUCAAUGUGAAUGGCUACACCCUCCACUCUCUGUUAGGGCUUCCCAUCAAAGGAGACUUUAAAGAGCUCGAGAGCAACCGCCUUCGAAACAUCCAAGAAUCACUGGCAGCUGUAGAAUACAUCAUCAUUGAUGAGAUGUCCAUGGUAGGCAGAAAGCUUUUUGGUCAAGUAGGCAGACGCUUGCGUCAGGUGUUUCCCCACAGAGCAGCUGAACUCUUCGGUGGAUGCUCCUGCUUACUUAUUGGUGAUUGGGGUCAGUUACCUCCUGUCAUGGAUCUUCCACUAUACACUACAGAGUCUCGAACAGAACUGUCUGAUCUCGGAAGUGCCAACUAUCGUAUGUUCGAUUGUGCCAUUGUACUAGAUCAAGUGAUGAGGCAGGCUGGACUAGAUUCCGAUCAACAAAUUUUCCGCAACCUGCUUCUCCGCUUGAGAAAUGCUGAGUCAACCAUUGAUGAUUGGAGACAUCUCAUGAGACAGACGCCAGCUGAAGUGGAAGACAUUGCACCGUUUACUGGUGCCCUGCAUCUAUACACCACUACCGAAGCUGUUGCCGAGCACAAUACCUGCAAGCUGCGUGCGAGUGACUACCCGGUAGCCACAAUCAAGGCUUUCAAUUCAGGUGCAGAUACAUGCAAGGCCUCGGCUGAUGAUGCAGGUGGAUUGGAGCCGAUUGUCUGCAUUGCUCAUGCAGCCCGUAAUCCGCCGCAAUUGCCUGUAGCAGUAACCGUAAAAUUUGACAACUACACAGGUCCUACUCUCCCAGACGGCACUGUCCCGAUCACUCCACUUCGUCGCAGCUGGUUCUCAACCAGCCAACAGUGUUCUCGCCUUCAGCUGCCUCUUAAGCUAGCCUGGGCUAUCACCAUUCAUAAGGCCCAAGGUAUGACAAUCAAUAAAGUAGUCAUCGAUGUGGGAAAAAGGGAAUUUGCUUCUGGGUUGACAUUUGUGGCAUCUUCACGUGUUCGUCGCCUCAACGACUUGCUAUUUGUUUCUCCCUUUCCAUUUCAACGAAUAGCCACCUCUAGCAAGAGCAGUCGCCUCAAUGACAGGUUGAAGGAAGAUGCUAGGCUGCAACAGCUGAGUGCUACUUCAGCAAAUCGAGCAAUUGUAUUGUAA
Messenger RNA from Corticium candelabrum, 1651 nucleotides. RefSeq names its product ATP-dependent DNA helicase PIF1-like. Gene Ontology annotation, molecular function: DNA helicase activity. The coding region runs from base 77 to 1651 and encodes 524 amino acids. The transcript is spliced from 4 exons. The record is from RefSeq and is a predicted model, not a curated record. Lineage: Eukaryota; Metazoa; Porifera; Homoscleromorpha; Homosclerophorida; Plakinidae. Gene Ontology annotation, biological process: telomere maintenance; DNA repair.